Panicum virgatum (switchgrass) is the source of this 2080-nucleotide messenger RNA. RefSeq lists its product as uncharacterized. The transcript has a single exon. Bases 200 to 1798 code for a protein of 532 amino acids. The record is from RefSeq and is a predicted model, not a curated record. Lineage: Eukaryota; Viridiplantae; Streptophyta; Magnoliopsida; Poales; Poaceae.
GUACCCGAGCCGCUGCCGCCGGGGCGGUCGCAGCCGCACGGGCGAAACCGGCGGCGAGCGCCCGCACGGCUGCCCCCAUAAAGACUCCCUCCUGGCUGCCGCUUUCCAACGGCGGAGCGGUCGAGAGCCGAGAGCGAUCGAGCGAGAGGGAGAGGGAUAGGCUUGGGUGGGACCGUGGAAGAGUUUGGGGGUUUCGGCGAUGGAGAGGGGCGACGGGGGAGGAGGCAUGGCGCCGCGGGGCGGCGUGGUGGGGUCGGCGGCAAUGCUGGGGCUGGACAUGCACUUGGCCCCGCAGCAGAUGCACCCGGCCUCCGCGUUCCAGCACCAGCCACAGCCGGAGCAGCACCACGGCGGGUUCCAGCUGCACCAGCCGGCGCCGGUGAGGCACCAGCAGCAGCCGCCGCCGCCGUUCUCGCCCUACUCCAACACGUCGUCGUCCAGGGUCGUGGCGAGCGCGGCGGGCGUCGGGCACGACGACGAGAUGGUGGGCAACGGCGGGAAGGCCGGAGUGGUGCAGCAGCAGCAGCAGAUGGCGGCGGCGGCGGGGUGCCCGUGGACGCGGAUGAAGUGGACGGACUCCAUGGUGCGCCUGCUCAUCACCGUGGUGUACAACGUCGGCGACGACGGAGACGGCGUGGCGCCGGCUGGCGGCGCGGGGGGAGGCAAGGCGGCCAAGGCGGGCUCGUCUGCGCACGGGCACGGGCACGGCCACGGCCACGCGGCGGCGGCGCAGCAGCAGCAGAAGAAGGGCAAGUGGAAGUCGGUGUCGCGCGCCAUGGGGGAGAAGGGCUUCACGGUGUCGCCGCAGCAGUGCGAGGACAAGUUCAACGACCUCAACAAGCGCUACAAGCGCGUCGUCGACCUGCUCGGCCGCGGCCGCGCGUGCCGGGUGGUCGAGAACCACGCGCUGCUCGACGCCAUCGACGACCUCUCGGCCAAGGCCAAGGACGAGGCGCGCAAGCUGCUCAGCUCCAAGCAUCUCUUCUUCCGCGAGAUGUGCGCCUACCACAACGGCGGCGGGCAGCACGCGCCGCCGCACGCCGCGACGGGGGACGACGCCGCCGCCUGCCUCCACCACCCGCCGCCGGCGCUCGCGGCCUCGUCCGCCGCGUGCCACGCGCAGCAGCAGCACCAGGCGGCCCCGUCCCCGUCCCCGCCGGGGAUGAAGGACUUCUCCGCGGACGACGACGACGACAGCGACGAUGCCCUGAGCAACAACAGGGACGACGACGAGGAGGACUACGGUGACGACGACGAGGACGGCCACGUGUACCACCGCGCCCACCACCACCACCACCAGCACAACGGCGGCAAGCGCGGGCGCGGCGAGGACAGCGGCGCGGCGGAGGACGACAACGAGGACGACGCCGGCGGGAAGCGCGCGCGGGCGGUCGAGCAGUCGGCGGCGGUGCAGCAGCUGAAGGGCGAGCUCGCGUCCGCGGCGGCGGACCCGCAGCAGGCCCGGUGCUGGGUGCGGCGGCGCGCGGUGGAGGUGGAGGAGCAGCAGGUGGCCCUCGAGUCCCGCGCCUUGGAGCUGGAGACGCAGCGCCUCAAGUGGGAGCGGUUCCGCGCCAACAAGGAGCGCGACAUGGAGCGCGCGCGCCUGGAGAACGACCGCCUCCGCAUCGAGGGCCGCCGCAUGCUGCUCCUGCUCCGCCACAAGGACAUCGAGCUCGACAUGGCCGAGGCCAACUCCUCGUCCGUCGACCACCACCCCGCCGCGUCGCCGCUCGCGGCGCACUACCCGCAGCCCCAGCCGAUGGGGUCCAGCCCGUCCACCGCCGGCCAUCCCAACUAGCUAGCCGCCGUGCGAGAGCCUUUCCAUUACCGGUAGCGGUCGGUGACGGUUCUUUUUUUUUUAAGAAAACUUUAGUAGUAGUUCUCUUCUUUGGAUAAAAAGACAGUAGCAGCAUUGUCUCAUGUUUCGGGAUAGGAGGGCCAAGUGCCGUAGUGCGUGUCAGGGGUUCAGUGUCUGUUUUUUUUUUGGAUAAAGAGGUUCAGUGUCUGUUCAUAUGGGAAUGGGAUGUAACCAAUGUGCUAACUGAUGUGCUGAAGAAUCUCUGAAGAGUCCGUUUGCUGC